Messenger RNA from Manduca sexta (tobacco hornworm), 578 nucleotides. It is a transcript of the gene CPH21, whose product is annotated as cuticle protein 16.5. The record is from RefSeq and is a predicted model, not a curated record. Bases 91 to 510 code for a protein of 139 amino acids. The transcript is spliced from 2 exons. Lineage: Eukaryota; Metazoa; Arthropoda; Insecta; Lepidoptera; Sphingidae.
CCGGCUCGCGUAUAAAAGGUAUUGUCAUCAAACUGUGGACAUCAUUCGCAUCUUCUGUUCUAUCAGAAACAACAACCAAACAAACCAAACAUGUACAAAAUCGUGUUCUUCUUCGCCACCAUCGCUAUGGCUGCUGCCAAGCCCAGCCUGGCCCCCGCUGCCCUCGUCGCACCAGCCCCAGUCGUGGCUGCUGCUCCCUUGGUAGCUGCACCAGCGCCUGUCGUCACCGCCUCCAGCUCCCAAUACAUCGCAAGGAACUACAAUGGAUUGUACGCCGCCGCCGCUCCCUUAGUUGCCGCUCCUGCCCCGUUAGUCGCUGCCCCUGCACCGUACGUGGCCCAUGCUGCCAGGAUCGUAGCGCCCGCUGCUGCUCCCUACAUAGCCGCUGCCGCUGCUCCAUAUGUGGCUGCUGCCGCACCCGUGGUGCCCGCCUAUGCCCGCUACGCCGCCCCCUACGUCGCGGCUGCUCCCUACCUCGCCCAUUCCGCUCCCUUCGUAGCUCUCAAGUAAAAAUGACGACUCAAACCUAGGCCCAUUGUUAUAAAUGUAAUUAAAUAAACUGUUUUGUAUACUUUAAA